Eruca vesicaria subsp. sativa (arugula) is the source of this 1667-nucleotide messenger RNA. The record is from the annotation of a GenBank genome assembly. NCBI's taxonomy places the organism in Eukaryota, Viridiplantae, Streptophyta, Magnoliopsida, Brassicales, Brassicaceae.
UUCUUCUUCUACUUCUCUCCUCUUUUUAUUACCAGUUGUUCACUUCAUCACAUGAUCCUCGUCUCUCCCUCUCUCUCUUCACUUACACCGCUGCGCAAAGCGUAUCUCAAGUUCUGAUCCGAUCACUGUUUUGUCUGUAAAAACAAACGAUCCUGUUUUCAUGGAAACUUUAAUGAAACAGUAACGACCCAAAACUCCUUCUUCUACUUCCUUAUUUCAUCUUUAAAAAUGACAAACAUUUCUUAGUACCAACCACACUCUUUACCCUUUCUCUUCUUUCAAAGUUUUUUCAUUUCAUGGCUCCAAACACAGUAGCAGUGACAAUGGAGAAGCCAGACAACUUCUCUUUACUCGAAAUCAACGGCUCAGAUCCAUCCUCACUCCCUGACAACAAAAGAAAAUCAAUCAGCCCAAAACAGUUCUCAUGGUUCCUCCUCCUCAAAGCUCACAGAGUCGUCUCUUGUCUCUCAUGGCUCUUGGCUUCAGUCAAGAACCGUAUCGCUUUCUCCUCAAAGAACGUAAACGAAGAAGAAGACCCCAAAAGCAGAGGAAAACAAAUGUACAGAUUCAUCAAAGCCUGUCUUGUCAUCUCCAUAAUCGCCUUGUCAAUAGAAAUCGUCGCUUAUUACAAGAAGUGGAAUCUUGAUCUCAUAAACCGACCGUCUUGGGAGGUUUUUGGACUUGUUGAGUGGUCUUACAUGGCUUGGCUCUCGUUUAGAUCCGAUUACAUUGCUCCUAUUGUCAUCACUCUCUCCAAGUUCUGCACUGUCCUCUUCUUGAUCCAGAGUCUUGAUCGGUUAGUCCUCUGUCUUGGCUGCUUCUGGAUCAAACUCAAAAAGAUCCAACCAAAGCUCAAAGACGAUGAAAUCGAUCUAGAAGACCCAUCUAACUUCCCUAUGGUCCUUAUUCAGAUCCCAAUGUGCAAUGAAAGAGAGGUGUAUGAACAAUCAAUAGGAGCAGCAGCACAGCUAGAUUGGCCAAAGGAUAGGAUCUUGAUUCAAGUUCUAGACGAUUCAGAUGAUCCAAACUUACAGCUUCUGAUCAAGGAAGAAGUAUCUGCUUGGGCAGAGAAAGGUGUAAACAUUAUCUACAGGCAUAGGUUGAUCAGAACUGGUUACAAAGCUGGGAAUCUCAAGUCUGCAAUGACAUGUGAUUACGUUAAAGAUUACGAGUUUGUUACCAUAUUCGACGCAGAUUUCACGCCAAGUCCUGAUUUUCUCAAGAAGACAGUUCCUCAUUUCAAGGGGAAUCCGGAGCUAGGACUAGUACAAGCAAGGUGGUCCUUUGUGAACAAAGACGAGAAUCUCCUCACGAGGCUACAAAACAUAAACUUAUGUUUCCACUUCGAAGUAGAGCAGCAAGUGAACGGUGUGUUUCUCAACUUCUUUGGUUUCAACGGAACAGCAGGAGUCUGGAGGAUCAAAGCUUUGGAAGAAUCAGGCGGGUGGCUCGAGAGAACAACAGUUGAAGACAUGGACAUUGCUGUCAGAGCGCAUCUCAACGGUUGGAAAUUCAUUUACCUCAAUGAUGUUGAAGUCACUUGCGAGUUGCCUGAGUCUUAUGAAGCUUACAAGAAGCAGCAACAUCGUUGGCAUUCUGGUCCUAUGCAACUUUUCCGGUUAUGCCUUCCUUCUAUCAUAAAAUCUAAGUUUAUCGGGCCAGCUUGA